This is a messenger RNA of Orycteropus afer afer, 1116 nucleotides long. RefSeq names its product RNA 3'-terminal phosphate cyclase (gene RTCA). The record is from RefSeq and is a predicted model, not a curated record. The transcript is spliced from 11 exons. Gene Ontology annotation, molecular function: RNA-3'-phosphate cyclase activity. Gene Ontology annotation, biological process: RNA processing. The coding region runs from base 1 to 1116 and encodes 371 amino acids. Lineage: Eukaryota; Metazoa; Chordata; Mammalia; Tubulidentata; Orycteropodidae. Gene Ontology annotation, cellular component: nucleus.
AUGGCGGGGCAGAGGGUCGAGGUCGACGGCGGGAUCAUGGAAGGGGGCGGCCAGAUCCUGAGGGUCUCCACGGCCCUGAGCUGUCUUUUGGGCCUCCCCUUGCGGGUGCAGAAGAUCCGAGCUGGCCGCAGCACUCCUGGCUUGAGGCCUCAACAUUUAUCUGGACUGGAAAUGAUUCGAGAUUUGUGUGAUGGGCAACUGGAGGGGGCAGAAAUUGGCUCAACAGAAAUAACCUUCACACCGGAGAAGAUCAAAGGUGGAACCCACACAGCAGAUACCAAGACAGCAGGGAGUGUGUGCCUCUUGAUGCAGGUCUCAAUGCCCUGUGUUCUUUUUGCUGCUUCUCCAUCAGAGCUUCGUUUGAAAGGUGGAACUAAUGCUGAAAUGGCACCACAGAUUGAUUACACAGUGAUGGUUUUCAAGCCAAUUGUUGAAAAAUUUGGUUUCACAUUUAAUUGUGACAUUAAAAUGCGGGGCUACUACCCAAAAGGGGGUGGUGAAGUGAUUAUUCGAAUGAAUCCAAUUAAACAAUUGAACCCAAUAAAUUUAACUGACCGUGGCUCUGUGACUAAGAUAUAUGGAAGAUCUUUUGUUGCUGGUGUUUUGCCAUUUAAAGUAGCAAAGGAUAUGGUGGCAGCAGCAGUGAGGUGCAUCAGAAAGGAAAUCAGGGAUCUGUAUGUUAACAUCCAGCCUGUACAGGAAUCUAAGGACCAGGCCUUUGGCAAUGGAAAUGGAAUAAUCAUUAUUGCUGAGACAUCGACUGGCUGUUUGUUUGCUGGAUCAUCACUUGGGAAACGAGGUAUAGAUAAAGGGACCUGCAUUUGCAAAUGCCACUAUAAAAAAUUUCAUGAUCUGUUUUUCUUUCUCCCAUACUUUUAUCUCAUUGCUCUCAAGCCAGCAGAGUGUACACUGAUCAUUUUCAUGGCAUUAGCCAAUGGAGUUUCCAGAAUAAAAACAGGACCAGUUACACUCCACACACAGACGGCUAUACAUUUUGCUGAACAACUAGCAAAGGCUAACUUUACUGUGAAGAAAUCAGACGAUGAAGAAGAUGCCUCUAAAGAUACUUACAUUAUUGAGUGCCAAGGAAUUGGGAUGAUAAAUCCAAAUGUAUAG